Messenger RNA from Saccoglossus kowalevskii, 951 nucleotides. RefSeq names its product putative phospholipid-transporting ATPase IM. Gene Ontology annotation, cellular component: plasma membrane; trans-Golgi network. NCBI's taxonomy places the organism in Eukaryota, Metazoa, Hemichordata, Enteropneusta, Harrimaniidae. Gene Ontology annotation, biological process: Golgi organization; phospholipid translocation. The record is from RefSeq and is a predicted model, not a curated record. Gene Ontology annotation, molecular function: magnesium ion binding; ATPase-coupled intramembrane lipid carrier activity; ATP binding.
CCAUCAGGUGAAAUUCGCUGUGAACCUCCCAAUAACAACUUGGAGAAGUAUGAAGGUGUAAUGGAAUGGAGAGGUGAAAAGUUCUCUCUAAACAGUGACUUGAUGGUUCUGAGGGGGUGUGUACUCCGUAACACCAAGUGGAUGAUUGGAUUAGUCGUGUAUGCUGGCAAAGAAACAAAACAAAUGCAGAACAGUGGCCAGGCAAAAUUCAAGAGAACUAGCAUUGAAAAACUCAUGAAUAAAAUUGUUUUAUUUAUUUUUGCGUUGUUGUUUAGUCUCUGUUUGGUAUGUUCCAUAUCAUGUGGUUAUUGGGAAGCUUACACUGGUUAUUAUUUUCAAGUAUAUCUACCUUGGGAGAGUUAUACAGAUAAAGCGGUUUCAGUGGCUGCCCUCAAUUUCCUCUCAUAUAUCAUUGUACUGAAUACACUUGUGCCUAUAUCACUUUAUGUCACUGUUGAAAUGAUCAGAUUAUCCCAAAGUCUUUGGAUUAACUGGGAUAAAAGUAUGUAUGAUCAACAAAAAGACACUCCAGCCAAAGCUAGAACCACCACAUUGAAUGAAGAACUCGGACAGAUUGAGUAUAUCUUUUCAGACAAAACGGGUACUUUAACUCAGAAUAAAAUGACAUUUAACAAGUGCAGUAUUGGAGGUAGGAAGUUUGGUGAAAUGCUGAAUAAGCAGGGACGUCCCAUUGAAAUUAAUGAGCAUUCAGUUCCUGUAGAAUUCAAUCACAAUCAGUGGUAUGAUGGAAAAUUCAAAUGGUAUGAUAAGAAACUGAAUCGUCUCAUCGAUCAAGGCGAUAAACACUGCUGGGCAUUUUUCCGUUUAUUGGCUUUAUGUCAUACUGUCAUGGCAGAAUACAAUGACAAUGAUGAACUUGAGUAUCAAGCACAGUCACCAGAUGAGGCUGCUCUUGUUGGUGCUGCUCGAAAUUUUGGUUUUGUUUUCAGG